UUUUUGUUUUUUGGCUGCGCCCCGAGGCUUGUGGUAGUGGGAUCUUAGCUCCCCGACCCGGGAUCAAACCCAGACCCUUGGCAGUGAAAGCACAGAGUCCUAACCACUGGACCGCCAGGGAAUUCCCGGGGUCAUCUAUCAAAUCUCAGCCAGGGUGCAGGGACUAGGGACCAGGUCGGCCUUGUGCCCAGCAGGGUCCCCAGCACCCAGCUCAAGGGCAGAGGGCCCCCAAAAUGUUGAAAGACAGGAACAGAGGCUUGGGGUUCAGGCUGGCGGUGUGAGGGCCCAGAGUGUGUGCGGAGCAAACAUGCACACAGAGAGUAGGCAAAGCGAUGACAGGAAGAGGCACGGGGCGGGGCUGGAAAGUUUUGGCCUGGAGAGGUGGGAGGAGUGUCCUGUUCUCCCUCCUCCUGGGGCAGCUCCACCCGCCCUGGUGGCCCAGCCCAUCCACUUGUGCCAAGGAAUGUGCCUGGGAGAGGCAGCCUGGGAGGCGGGCGGGCGGGCGGGGCAGCAAAGCUGCGGCCACCCGGAGGCAGCACACAGGUCUGAGGCUGAGGGGCCGGGGCUCAGGUGGGGCAGGGACCCCAAAUGCCCCCCCCGGGGCACACGUGUAGUCUUCAGAGAAGAGCCAGGCAUCCCCCUAAUUCCUUGUCCCACCGGUAGGCAUCUGGCCUCUCCAAGAAUUCUCCCUGAGCACCCUAAGUUUUCUGUGCUCAGCCCAGGCACUGUGAGCCAAGGAGCUUUCUGGUGCUGGCGAUGGCGGUGGUGGUGUGUGCUUAGGCGCUCUCUGUGCUGGCCUCCGUCAACGUGGAGGUGCCGGGCCACCAUGCUCAGUCUCAAGCUGCCCCAACUCCUUCGCGUCCACCAGGUCCCCAGGGUGUUCUGGGAAGAUGGUAUCAUGUCUGGCUACCGCCGCCCCACCAGCUCAGCCUUGGACUGUGUCCUCAGCUCCUUCCAGAUGACCAACGAGACCGUCAACAUCUGGACUCACUUCCUGCCCACUUGGUACUUCCUGUGGCGCCUCCUGGCGCUGGCGGGAGGCCAGGGCUUCCGGUCGGAGCCCUACCACUGGCCGCUGCUCGUCUUCCUGCUGCCCGCCUGCCUCUACCCGUUUGCGUCGUGCUGCGCGCACACCUUCAGCUCCAUGUCACCCCGCGCGCGUCACAUCUGCUACUUCCUGGACUACGGCGCGCUCAGCCUCUACAGCCUGGGCUGCGCCUUCCCCUAUGCCGCCUACUCCAUGCCGGCCUCCUGGCUGCACAGCCGCCUGCACCAGCUAUUUGUGCCCGCCGCCGCACUCAAUUCUUUCCUGUGCACCGGCCUCUCCUGCUACUCCCGGUUCCCAGAGCUAGAAAGCCCUGCGCUCAGUAAGAUCCUCCGCACGGCUGCCUUCACCUAUCCCUUUCUGUUCGACAACCUCCCGCUCUUCUAUCGGCUCGGACUGUGCUGGGGCAGGGGCCACAGCUGUGGGCAGGAGGCACUGAGCACCAGCCACGGCUACCACCUCUUCUGCGCGUUGCUCACUGGCUUCCUCUUUGCCUCCCACCUGCCUGAGCGGCUGGCACCAGGACGCUUUGAUUACAUCGGCCACAGCCACCAGCUAUUCCACAUCUGUGCAGUACUGGGCACACACUUCCAGCUGGAGGCGGUGCUGGCUGAUAUGGGAUCUCGCCGAGCCUGGCUGGCCAUGCAGGAACCGCCGCUGGGCCUGGCGGGCACAGUGGCCACACUGGGCUUGGCAGUGGCUGGGAACCUGCUCAUCAUUGCUGCUUUCACAGCUUCCCUAUUUCAGGCUCCCAGUACGUGCCCCCUGUUGCAGGGUGGCCCGCUGGAGAGGAAUACAAAGGCCAAACUACAGUGAGGCCCCAGCUCUGAGCCUGCCCUGGAGGGAAGCAGAGGCCAGGUGCCCCCCCCCGCCGCCCCCACCCCCGUGCUGGGGAGGAGCCCAGACCCAGGCCUGAUAAGACAGGGGCACUUCUGAGCCUGGAACCAAGAGGAGUGGCUGAGGAGAGAGUGCGGAGAUCAGAAGGCAGAGGAGAGGAGAGGCGCUGGGAGGCUGGUAGAGAGUAGGAGGGUCAGGGAGGGUGCUCUUGAUGGGGCUGGGGGAAGUGCUGAGGGUCUGAGAGGGGAGGUGCGUGUGUCCAGGCUGGAGCUGCCCCACCUGCCAUUGAAGGCUGGGAUGGGGAGGUGUUGGGCCC
Messenger RNA from Lagenorhynchus albirostris (white-beaked dolphin), 2198 nucleotides. RefSeq names its product progestin and adipoQ receptor family member 6 (gene PAQR6). Gene Ontology annotation, molecular function: signaling receptor activity. Gene Ontology annotation, cellular component: membrane. The coding region runs from base 308 to 1861 and encodes 517 amino acids. Lineage: Eukaryota; Metazoa; Chordata; Mammalia; Artiodactyla; Delphinidae. The transcript is spliced from 8 exons. The record is from RefSeq and is a predicted model, not a curated record.